UCCUGGCAGCCUUCUGGGACCAGCAGCUUCCUGGAAAGUUACUUCUGGUUGGAGCCGGGCAAUGGGCAGAGUGUUCUGUGAAAUCCACUGAGCUGAGAUCGACUAGGUUCCGGGAAUGAGAGGGCUGUGCUAUUCCCCUCAACUACCCCCUGCCUUGAAGGCUUAACAGGAAAAAAAAAAAGGCAUAUGCACAAUGUUAGCUACCGAAGUGCGUGAAAACUUUUAUUUGGAUGUCUCUAAAUUAAGCGCCGCUACCAUCCUACCACUCGGCUUCCACCGCGCCUUCUGGAGCUUGGAAGUAAAUGGGCAGCCUCAAUCCCCGAGCCUGCUGAUUGCCAGGGGGUGGGCGGACCCUGGAAGACAGGUUUUAAGCAAAAUUUUGAACUGUGAAGCAAAGCCUUGGGUGAAGACAAAAUGGCCUCACCGGCUGACAGUUGUAUACAGUUCACCCGCCAUGCCAGCGACGUCCUUCUCAACCUUAAUCGCCUCCGAAGUCGAGACAUCUUGACGGAUGUUGUCAUUGUGGUUAGUCGUGAGCAGUUCAGAGCCCAUAAGACAGUUCUCAUGGCCUGCAGUGGCCUAUUCUAUAGCAUCUUCACAGACCAGUUGAAAUGCAACCUCAGCGUGAUCAAUCUGGAUCCUGAAAUCAACCCUGAAGGGUUCUGUAUCCUCCUGGACUUCAUGUACACAUCUCGGCUCAAUCUGCGAGAAGGCAACAUCAUGGCUGUGAUGGCCACAGCCAUGUACCUGCAGAUGGAGCACGUUGUGGACACGUGCCGGAAGUUCAUCAAAGCUAGCAGUGAAGCAGAGAUGGUUCCUACCAUGAAGCCUCCUCGGGAAGACUUCCUCAACAGCCGGAUGCUGAUGCCCCAAGACAUCAUGGCCUUUCGGGGCCGGGAAGUGGUAGAAACCAGCCUACCGUUAAGAAAUACCCCCGGGUGUGAGAGCAGACCCUUUGCCCCCAGCCUGUACAGUGGUCUGUCCACACCACCAGCCUCUUAUCCCAUGUACAGCCACCUCCCAGUCAAUGGCUUCCUCUUCCCUGAUGAAGAGCUGCGAGAUGCCCGGAUGCCUGUGGCCAACCCCUUUCCCAAGGAACGGGCCCUUCCCUGUGAUAGUACCAGGCCAGUCCAUGGUGAGUACAGCCGGCCAGCCAUGGAGAUGCCGCCCAGUGUGUGCCACAGCAACAUCUACUCACCCAAGGAUGCAGUCCCAGAUGAAGCACGAAGCGACAUGCACUACAGUGUGGCAGAGGGCCCCAAGCCUGCUGCCCCCUCGGCUAGAAAUGCCCCAUACUUCCCUUGUGACAAGACCAGCAAAGAAGAAGAGAGACCCUCUUCAGAGGAUGAGAUUGCCUUGCACUUCGAGCCCCCCAAUGCGCCCUUGAACCGGAAGGGUCUGGUUAGUCCACAGAGCCCCCAGAAAUCUGACUGCCAGCCCAACUCACCCACAGAGUCCUGCAGCAGCAAGAAUGCCUGCAUCCUCCAGGCUUCUGGUUCCCCUCCAGCCAAGAGCCCCACGGAUCCCAAAGCCUGCAACUGGAAGAAGUACAAGUUCAUCGUGCUCAACAACCUCAACCAGAAUGCCAAACCAGAGGGGCCAGAGCAGGCUGAGCUGAGCCGCCUCUCCCCGAGGGCCUACCCUGCCCCACCUGCCUGCCAGCCACCCAUGGAGCCUGAGAACCUUGAUCUCCAGUCCCCAACCAAGCUCAGUGCCAGUGGGGAGGACUCCACCAUCCCCCAAGCCAGCCGGCUCAAUAACCUCGUUAAUAGGUCCCUGACAGGCUCACCCCGCAGCAGCAGUGAGAGCCACUCACCACUCUACAUGCACCCCCCGAAGUGCACAUCCUGCGGUUCUCAGUCCCCGCAGCAUGCAGAGAUGUGCCUGCACACUGCGGGCCCCACGUUCCCGGAGGAGAUGGGAGAGACUCAGUCUGAGUACUCAGAUUCCAGCUGUGAGAACGGGGCCUUCUUCUGCAAUGAGUGUGACUGCCGCUUCUCUGAGGAGGCUUCGCUCAAGAGGCACACACUGCAGACCCACAGUGACAAACCCUACAAGUGUGACCGCUGUCAGGCCUCCUUCCGCUACAAGGGCAACCUUGCCAGCCACAAGACCGUCCACACAGGUGAGAAACCCUAUCGGUGCAACAUCUGUGGGGCCCAGUUCAACCGGCCAGCCAACCUGAAAACCCACACACGAAUCCACUCGGGGGAGAAGCCCUACAAAUGCGAAACCUGUGGAGCCAGGUUUGUCCAGGUGGCCCACCUCCGUGCCCACGUGCUUAUUCACACUGGAGAGAAGCCUUACCCCUGUGAAAUCUGUGGCACCCGCUUUCGGCACCUUCAGACUCUAAAGAGCCACCUGCGCAUCCACACAGGAGAGAAACCUUACCAUUGUGAGAAGUGUAACCUGCAUUUUCGUCACAAAAGCCAGCUGCGACUUCAUUUGCGCCAGAAGCACGGUGCCAUCACCAACACCAAGGUGCAAUACCGUGUGGCCACCACUGACCUGCCUCCGGAGCUCCCCAAAGCCUGCUGAAGCAUGGAGUGUUGAUGCUUUCCUCUCCAGCCCCUUCUCAGAAUCGACCCAAAGGAUACUGUAACACUUUACAACCUUCAUCCCAUGAUGUAGUGCCUCUCUCAUCCACUAGUGCGAAUCGUAGCUG
This is a messenger RNA of Dipodomys spectabilis (banner-tailed kangaroo rat), 2665 nucleotides long. RefSeq names its product BCL6 transcription repressor (gene Bcl6). The transcript has 10 exons. Bases 415 to 2538 code for a protein of 707 amino acids. Gene Ontology annotation, biological process: regulation of cytokine production; negative regulation of transcription by RNA polymerase II; regulation of immune system process. The record is from RefSeq and is a predicted model, not a curated record. NCBI's taxonomy places the organism in Eukaryota, Metazoa, Chordata, Mammalia, Rodentia, Heteromyidae. Gene Ontology annotation, molecular function: protein binding.